AACAGCUGAUUUGUUGCAAAAGUUUAUAUGCUAUUUUCGGCAUAUUGGCACGUUUUAAUGAGGUACACAACAGUUGUAAGAAAUAAUAUGUAAACAAAUUGUUCUCAUAAGAACAUAAUAAGCUGCAUAUCAACUGAAUAAUUGAGAGCGCAAUCUUGUAAGAGUAAAUAUUUUAGCGCGCACAGGUCGCUACAAAUCGUUACCGCCUCGCAUCACUUGUAGACUCGUCAACGUCAUAGUACUUUCGCCACUGCCUAAAAUAGCUCGAGACAGGUGUUAUAGACGUAAUAAGAGCAAAUAACAAAGUCAGGCGAAGGAUGGUGUAUACCAGUGGCGAAAGGGGCCGUACAAACACUAGACGUCGUGUAGAUUGUUGACCAUGAGCGACGACAUUACACCCGGCAGUAUGUUCCCUACUAUGUUUGCCAAUUACAAAUUGUCAUUGCAUUAGUCAAAGGUGUGCUGCAGCAGCUGUUGCAUACGCAUUAUUCUUUGUCGUGCCAGCAACCAAGCGGACAUUCACCAAAUUUCGUUACAAUAGAAUUUAAUUUAAUUGAAGUCAAGUGCCAUAAUUAAUGAGUUAUUUCAAAAUCAAAACAAAACGAAAACGUCGGCGUAGACAAUGGCAAAUUAGCCCAAAGCCCAACGGCAGACAUACGCGGCGAAUAGAGCAAACCAAGGCACAUAAGUUUGCCACACGUUAACGCAUUUAGACGUUCUCAACGAUACGCAAAACAUGUAGCAUAUUUAAAUAUAAGGAAACCAAACAGAAAGAUUUAUUGUGCAAGCAAAGUUCUUUUGAAUAUACUAGAUCAAUUUGGAGUGAUAUUUUGCGUGGAAAAAUUCGUACAAUCAUUGUUAAAAAUACACUAAUAAUCUACAAAUUGGAAUGUAUGUGUUACCAUAUAUAAACUAAUAUAAAAACAUCGUUGUUAUAUAAUAGUUUGAUCCGCUCUGGCUACAUUCCUGCUGCUAAAUUUAUAUAACAAUUUAAUGAAGUGAUUUAAUGAAUAGAGGAAACGAGCGUGUUAAUAAAAUGUGGUAAAUGUCUAAAUAAACACAAGGCUGUCCAUUGCUAUUAAUUGGAGCUAUUUUUUUUUUUUUUUUUUUUGGAAUCAACAAAUUAAAUUUAAAUGAUAAUUUUAAAUACUUAAAAUACAAACUACUGAUAAGCACACGGCAGAAAAAUUCAACUAUUAAUUAAUAUAAAACUAUUCGCCAGACACUAUGCCACGUGUAUUUUAUAAUUAAGUGCAUAUGUAUAUUCUAAAUUAUUAAACAAACAAUAGGAACAACAACUACAGGCACACAUCGCCAAAUUUAAGUUUGAAUUAUAAAUAAAUUAUUUCAAACGUUUAACAAUUCAACUGCACAUACGCAAGCCAACAAAUAAACGAGACGAACAAACAAAAGUACGGAAAAGUGUGCGAAAAUUUUAAGGGCCAUAAUUAAAAAAGAAAUUUCUGAUACAAUCUUUGGUGUUGCUGUUUGCUAUUAGCCAUACUUUGAUGAGUUUGUCAACAACAAAAAGGCGACGUUAGAGCACAAACAACAGCAGCUGCCGGCAAUUUUUGCAUGUAAUGACGCUGUCUGUGGUGACGACGCGUAGAAUAUAUCAACAAAAAUUAAAAUACAAAAAUAAUAAUAAAAACGCGAUUCUAUAGCGAAACGCCAGUGACAACACAAAGCAUUCUGCAGUCAUUUGUGAUUUGUUGGUCAAAUUAAAAAAAGUAUAUUUGAAAUUUGCCGCCUAGUUCACAUAUACACUCAUAUACACACAUAUAAAUGUAUAGAUUUCUCUCACCGCGAAGGUUACCGAGAGUGCAAUAGAUUUUGUUGAUAGUUCAAACGUAAGUAGGCACAUUUAACCGUAAUAUAGCAUAAUCAGUGUGACAAUGGCUGCAAAUAAGCGCACUAUUGGCAUAAUUGUUGCUCUUGUGAUACUCGUGUGCGUAGUAGCUGGCGCCAAUUUGUAUUUUAUGUAUUAUCUGAACAUAGAAGAAGCGCCACAUGUAAGCAGCACUCGUGCUUUGGAGAAUAUGAUACGCCAGAAAAUUCGUGAACUACAUCCGGUGUAUUUAAAUCGUAAUCCGCGACUUUUUAUGUACCGUAAUAAAUUGUUGAAAAACUAUAAACCUGCGCCCUAUGAAAAUGCAACCGUCCUUUGGGAUAUUGCCAACUGGUGGCCGCAAGAAAAUGAAAUCUAUCCAAUUUACGACACCUCCAUGGCUCAACUUUUGCAAACAUUGCGCCUAGAACCAAUAACCAAAGUCACAAAUUUGGCAAAAGGUACGCAACUGAAAUUGCUCGUCCGUUUGGCGAAUAAACAAAAAGUGAUCUUCAAACCACAAUGGUAUGAGCGUGAAGCGGUUAUCGAGGGUACCGUUUAUGCAGGCAAAGAUCGACACACUGCGGAAGUAUACGCGUUUUAUUUGGGCGCCGUACUCGAUUUGAGGUGGACACCUAUCGUUGUGGGUCGUGUGGUGAAUUUGAAGACAGACAUUUAUGACAGAGGUGAUAGCGAGCUAAAGAAUUCAAUGACAAUCACAGAAACGGAGAAUGGUACCGAACAAUAUUGCCUAUUCGGCCGAUGUCAUUACUGCAACGAGGAGGAAACUGUGUGUGGUGAUGAGCAGAAUAAUAUAGAGGGUGUACUUAUAUACAUUGUACCGGGUUCCUUGGCAAAGCGGCGUUCGCCUUGGCAGCGUACAUAUAAAGAGGAUAAACGUGCGCCCUGGGAGGAUGACAUGAACUAUUGCAAGCCACUUAAAGAUAAAAUGGAAACAAUGCGUUUAUUGGAUCUCAUUGAUGCCGCUAUAUUUGAUUAUCUCAUACAAAAUGGGGAUCGGCAUCACUAUGAGACACGUGAGGAACGGCUGGUGCUCAUAGACAACGGUAAAGCAUUUGGAAAUCCCAACAAGGAUCAUCUGGACAUAUUGGCGCCACUAUAUCAGUGUUGCCUAAUACGCAAAACAACAUGGGAUCGUCUGCAAGUUUUCUCUGGUGGUGUACUCACCGAACUCAUUGAUCGUCUUUCCAAGCACGAUGCGCUAUUUCCUUUGAUCACAGAUAAGCACAAAAGAGGCGUAGAACGUAGGCUGUUAGUUGUCUAUGCAGUUGUCGAGUAUUGUAUGGACAGAGAGGGUGAUAAAAUGUUUAAGCAGCUUUAACUAUA
Molecule: messenger RNA, 3175 nt
Organism: Zeugodacus cucurbitae (melon fly)
Lineage: Eukaryota; Metazoa; Arthropoda; Insecta; Diptera; Tephritidae
Product: glycosaminoglycan xylosylkinase homolog
Exons: 6
Coding region: 1896-3170 (424 amino acids)
Biological process (GO): protein phosphorylation
Cellular component (GO): Golgi apparatus
Molecular function (GO): phosphotransferase activity, alcohol group as acceptor
Source: RefSeq, a predicted model, not a curated record